AUGUCUCGGUGUAGAUCGUCGAAACUUCCAGCUUAUGUAGAAAGAGUACCACUAGCAAGGAGGAAGAAGCCGGAUACCCGAUUAACUGUAGGAGUAGAGAUUGGAAUGACAUUAUUGGCCAUUUGUGCGGGACUAUUCGUCUAUUAUCGAUCGCACGAACUUCCAUACUAUGCCACAAAGUUAUAUGCCCACUUGGGUUCUUCUGAGGCUCAGCACAUAUUGGCUCAAUAUCACCUCAGUCGGAGACAUGAGGAUCCUGAACACGCUAGACAGGCAGAACAUUGGCUAAAUAAAGCAGCUGAAUCUGAACAUCCAAUAGCUGCCUACAACCUAGCCCUGGCGCAUAUUCGGGGGGAUUUACCCUCAAAUAUAACUCCAGAUGCCAGCCAUGUUCAUAGUCUUCUGACUCAUGCAAUUAACCAGGGGGUACAUGAAGCUCUGGGACUUAUCCACAUGUGUGGACAUGGCCAAUGCUUCGCACAUCAGAGAAGGAAGAGGGAGCAGGAGAGAAAACAGCGAGAAGAGGAGAGGAAAACGAAGGCUUCUGUUGCAAAGCAACCAUGA
Molecule: messenger RNA, 564 nt
Organism: Rodentolepis nana
Lineage: Eukaryota; Metazoa; Platyhelminthes; Cestoda; Cyclophyllidea; Hymenolepididae
Source: the annotation of a GenBank genome assembly